AGGUCUGUUCCUGUAGAUGCUGAAGUCACUAUCACAUCAGUUCAUCAAUAAAUACUGUGAAGAAGUCAAACAAGCAGCUGCUGUCACAACACAUUCAACUACUCUACUAUUCUGAUCCACUGUUGUAAUGAUGGAGUGUGUUAAAGAGGAGACUGAUCCUGAAUCAUUCACAAUAACACCUCAACAUACUCAACAACAAAGAGGUCUAAUGGAAGUGAAAGGGGAAAUUCAAAGACAAAAUGAAAUGAAGGAUGAACAUCAGCACGACAAUUUUAUAAGUCAAGAAAAUUUCUCACAAACUGACGGGGAUUCAUCUCAAGAAAGAGCAGAAGCCAAAAUCUCUUUUGCGUGCCAUGUUAAUGGUGAGACAUUUUCACAAAAAGGACAUUUAAAUGUUGACUUAAAGACUUACCCAGAAAUAAAGCUAUACACCUGUCCUCAGUGUGAUAAAUGUUUUAAACAACAAAGAAGUCUUAAUGCUCACAUAAAGACUCAUACAGGAGAAAGGCCAUACCCCUGCCCUCAGUGUGGACAGUCCUACAAAGAAAAAAGGCACCUUAAGGAGCAUUUAGUGAUUCACACUGGUGAGAAGCCUUUCACGUGCCCUCAGUGUGAUAAGUGUUUUUUACGAAAAAGAAAUCGUAAUGUUCACCUUAAAACUCACAUCGGAGAAAAGACAAACACAUGUGAAACAUCCUCGAAAGAACAUAAAAUAAGUCAAAGUGACCACAAACCUUUCUCUUGCCCUCAAUGUGGAAAGAGUUUUACUCAAAGAGGAACCCUUAAUGUUCACAUGAGGAUUCACAGUUUUAAUGGGCCCUACACCUGUCCUCAUUGUGGGAAGAGUUUAACAACAAAACCACAUUUAGAGAAUCACAUACGAGUUCACACUGGAGAGAAACCAUUCAGGUGCCCGCAGUGUGAUAAAGGUUUUAAACAACGUGGACAUCUUUUGUGUCACAUACGAAUUCAUACAGGUGAGAAGCCAUCUGUGUGCCAUCUGUGUGGUAAGAGUUACACACAGGCAAGAAAUCUCAAAUUUCAUCUGCUGUCUUACCAUUGUGUAGAAACCCCCUAAAUGUGCUCACAUUGUGUAAAGAGUUUUAUUGAGUCUGUGACGCUGAUAAAACACAAGUGACUGUAUACUGGAGAGAAGCUGCAUCGCUGUCAUUCAUGUUGGAGAAGUUUCAGACGAUCACACAGCUGCAGACUCACAGAGAAAAGCGCUGUCUGCAGUAUUCCAAAAUAUAUUCAAGUGGUGAAACUUGUUCUUGUAACUCAUCUUGUAGAGCAUUAUGUUAGCAGUGCAAAAGGUCAUGGGUUCAAUCCCAGGAACACUUAUUUUGAUGAAAUGCUUUAAUGUAUUGUAUCUUGCUUUGGAUAAAAAUAUCAGACAAAUGCAUUAAAAUGUAAAUGUUUUUUUCAUGAUUUUUUUUAUGUCAAAGUAGCAGUAAUAUUAGAUUUGCACUCAUUAGAGUGAUGGUCAACUGAUCGAUUGUGACCACUGAAUCCUUCAAAACUCAUCUAAAGACACAACUUUUCUGCAUUCAUUGGAUUAUUCCUUAAUCACAACUUUCCACUGUUCACUUAAACAUUGCUUACAAUAUUAUUUAUGAACUCCUACGCUAUUUACUUCUGGCUUCAACACUAUUUCUACUUGUGAACAUAGCUUUGGGUACUAUGCUUAUUGUUGGUGCUUAAGACAAAAUGUUUAAUGCUCCUCCAUUUGUUUAAGAUAAAAGUGUCUGCUAAAUGAAUAAAUAUAAUUUAUUAUUGAUCUAAUGAGUUGAAUCAGGUGUAAGAUGAAGGAGAAGAGCUGAUUAUCACUAAUUUACUCAAUCUGAAAAAUUACAAACUAUCAAGAAAAAUGGAAAUAUACUCUGAGCUUCAUACAGCUGUGCUGGAACACUUAACUAGAUUAGUAUUCUUCUCCAUUUAGUUUUAUCUAUACAAGUGUGCCCUGGCUCUUAUGAGUUAUUUGUUCAUAAAUCAGUCUGCACUAGUUGUCAUGUUUCUUUUCAAGUUCAUCCAGUAAACAGUGAAAAAAGACAGAUGUGAUGUUUGCAAUAUUUUAAGAUAUACUUUAUUUCAUCAAUCUUUAAUUAAUUUUUUUGGUAUAUUUUUUUCAUAAAGUGUAGUUUAUUUUAUGUAAAUGUUAAUCGUAAUUAAGAUGCAGUGUUGUUCGUUGGUAGAGUCUAUUGUAAUGUGAGAUAUUUAAACUUAAAUAUAUUUAUUUUAACCAUGCAGUAAGAUUUGUAUAUUUUCUUUGCUGUAAAAGAUGAUAGUUCGUUAAUUUCGUUGCAUUUCACAAAUAUUA
Molecule: messenger RNA, 2317 nt
Organism: Paramisgurnus dabryanus
Lineage: Eukaryota; Metazoa; Chordata; Actinopteri; Cypriniformes; Cobitidae
Biological process (GO): regulation of transcription by RNA polymerase II
Molecular function (GO): DNA-binding transcription factor activity; RNA polymerase II cis-regulatory region sequence-specific DNA binding
Source: RefSeq, a predicted model, not a curated record